GCCACGGCUGGCCGCAGGAAACUACGCGUGCGCACAACGCCCUUUUCAAAAAAAAAGCGAGCCAGGCAGACCCGCCGGGACUCUUGCGCGUGCGCAGUAGAAAAUGAAGCUUUUGGAGAAAUUGCCGGAGGCCGAGGCGGCGAAGUUCCUUCACAAGGUGGUCGAUGGGCUGUGUGGCUACGCUUUCCCUCGGCACCAGGACUAUAAUGCUAUUUGGGACUUAGCAGAAUGGAUGGAGGCUCUAGAACAAACAGCCUCGUACUUCAGGAAAACCGUUGGAAAAGACCUUUCUGAUGAAGAGGCUGCUCGGCCAUUGGCUGAGUUAAAUCCCGACACUCAAAGAGCAAUGCUGGCUUGUUUGAAAGGCAGAAAACCUGAUAUCAGGCAAGCCCUGAUUGGAAAAACAAAUGCUAUUUGUUCCUCCCAGCUCUUGAAUUUUGACUGGCAGCUCAAGCUUGCGCUUUCUAGCGAUAAGUUGUCCAUGCUCCAGAUGCCGCUUUUAAACCUGGAUCUGGAUUUGUCUAGAGAUGGUGAUCUCAAAUAUAUCUCCGUUGAAAUUAAUAAAGAGGAAUUACAGACUCUGAUAAAUGCCUUGGAAGCAGCAAACAAGGUUGUUUUGCAACUGAAAUGAUUCCAAUCUCGGAAUUUCCCGGUGACGUUUAUUCUAAAAUGCAAAAGGAUUUUUGUUUUUCCCCUGAGCUGCAAAAUUCAGCACAUAAACGAAGACGGAGAAUUUUAAUGGCAAGCUUAACAAGACUCAAACUGCUAAUGAGCAGUAGAUCAAAAUCAGUUAAGUACAUUUAGGCUAAAUGGCCAAAAUGUGUCAUAGAGCAAAGCUUGGACUCUUGCAGUAUAUCUGAAAAGUUUUGAAGGUGCUGAAAAUUCACUGGAAUUCUUGGGAACAUUAACAAACAUUGUGUCAAAUUAUUUGCUGCGAAAUAAAAAGAAUUCUUUUUCCCAA
This is a messenger RNA of Crotalus tigris (Tiger rattlesnake), 961 nucleotides long. RefSeq names its product COMM domain containing 8 (gene COMMD8). The record is from RefSeq and is a predicted model, not a curated record. The transcript is spliced from 5 exons. Bases 104 to 631 code for a protein of 175 amino acids. NCBI's taxonomy places the organism in Eukaryota, Metazoa, Chordata, Lepidosauria, Squamata, Viperidae.